GUCUGUAAUAAGCAUCAUAGCUAAAUGCACGACUUUCCUUCAGAAUUUGACGAAUUGUGCAGCCAGGAGCGCGCGCCGGGGUGGUCUCUCGAGUUCUAGCCACUUUACUCUGGUUCGUACAUCAUUGUAGUAUAAUAUAGAGCCUAGCUUCGCUGAAUCCUUCACGUAUAUGCGACUGUCAAAUUUUCUAGCACGUCCGAGGGCCAGAUCAUCCUAACCUUCAGAUAUGAAGAACUAUCUUAAUAUGCCAUCUUUUAAUAGCUUGAGACUUUAUCACACCCCCUAUCGUGUGCCGGUCCAGAUCCAACAGGGCAUCAGUCGUCCUUUCAAAUCCUCAGUUGACUACUCCGUACAAAGUCGAGAUAUUCUGUGGCCCUCAGUAAGCUUGUUGACAGCCAAGGUUUUUCAUUGGUGGAGAGACAGGGCCCGGAUACGAGCCCCUGUAUCAAGCUUGCCCAUAUAUAACGGAGACCCACGUGUUUCACCCACUGAUCGUGCCAACCGGCUCAAAGGCGCGCUUUUACAAUGUACAGACUUCCCACGAAUGCUCUUUGAUACUGAUUCAAAAAAGGAGAAUGAUUACUACUCGCAUGAAUCACGCUCAUUACACUGGCGCAAUAACAUACAAGGGGCAUCUUACAUAAUUCGAUCUCAUCCGAAUUCCGGAAACGCCGGUUCACUCUGAGGGCCCAGCGCCGAUUGUGUUUCGCACACAGGGCAAUUAGCUGAUACUAAAAUCUUAGUGGCUCACUCUCAUACAGUUGAUGACAU
Messenger RNA from Trichoderma asperellum CBS 433.97, 771 nucleotides. The record is from RefSeq and is a predicted model, not a curated record. NCBI's taxonomy places the organism in Eukaryota, Fungi, Ascomycota, Sordariomycetes, Hypocreales, Hypocreaceae.